This is a messenger RNA of Phaedon cochleariae (mustard beetle), 2796 nucleotides long. The record is from the annotation of a GenBank genome assembly. Lineage: Eukaryota; Metazoa; Arthropoda; Insecta; Coleoptera; Chrysomelidae.
AUGGCAGAACGCCACAAAUUUCGAAAUAUGUACCUCAAGUGUAUUUUGCUACUUUCUUUGUUGAAUGUGUUAAGUGUUACUGCGCAAGAGGCAAAAAUCCAAGAUCUGGGGCAGCAAGAUAAUGUUGAAAUUAUCCCACGAGUGAAUAGCCCUGACCUGGGACCUGGUGCUGCAGCAGCAGAGGAAGCACCAAAUACCAAUAUUCAACCCACAGAUGCAAAUUAUGAUCCCAUGACAUCAAACAUAGCCCCUCAGGACAACGACCAAAGAGGCUUCUCAGGCACCCCCUACAUCAUCACCGAACAAAGGCUCCAGGAAAUCAGGAAGCACUUCAUGUACCCCUACUACGACAAAGGAGGCAACGCAGACAACACUGGGGACUACCAGAAGGAGAUUCAAGCCUCUACUGGCCAAGUGUACAAGAACCUGAAUUUCCAGCUACCUUUCUUUGGGUUCAGGUUCAACUACACCAGGGUCUCACUAAGUGGCUUUUUGGAGUUCAGUGACCCACCUCCUAACUACGAUUACCCCCUUACUUUCCCCAUCAAGGACUGGCCUAAGAAAAAUGAUCCCUCGUUUAUCGGUAUCUUCUUCAGCAAAUGCAAGAUCGGGAGGCUUAGGGACGAGGAUGUGGACAAAAGGGAACCGGGGGUGUAUUUCAGGAUGGAAAGGGAUUUGAGGACUAGACAGGACAGGAUGGGGGUGGAAAUGAGGGAGAGGCUCAAGUGGGAUAUCAAGGAGGGAGUCAUUGGCUCCGAUACGUUCGACCCGAAGCAUGCUAUAAUCGUCACAUGGAAGAAUGUUUCAUUCAAUGGAGGAUUUGCCAACGCUGUGUACUUGACCAACACCUUCCAAAUGGUGCUAGUGACAGACGAAGUGUUCACUUAUGCCAUGUUCAACUAUCUCAACCUGGAUUGGACCAGUCAUACCGAAGCUGGCGGAGACACCCAAAGGGGGGAGGGGGGUGUUUCUGCGUAUGUGGGUUUCAACGCAGGAAACGGCACCAGGAGCUACGAGUACAAACCGUACAGUCAAGAGUCUGUCAUCAGAGACCUGACGGCCACAGGGUUCGCGAACGGGUUCAAAGGAAGGCAUAUCUUCAGGAUAGACGAGAACAUUCUGCUGGGAAGCUGCAACAAAGAUAUAGAUGGUGCUAAUUUACCGCUCGUUUUUGCUCCUGAAAGUGGAAACAUGCUUGGCGGUACUGUGGUAAAUAUAACAGGACCUUGUUUCAACUUGGACGAUUCAGUCAAAUGCAAAUUCGAUGUGGCUGAUGAAAUAAAUGGUUAUGUGGUUGAUAAAAACAGAGCGAUAUGCAUCCAACCAAGAUUGUAUGCAGAGGGUUGGGUCAAUCUUCAAAUUGCUGUAGGACCAAAUGCUUAUAAAUGGAAAGGAAGGUACUACGUAGAAUCCCCAGCUAGUGCUUCUCAAAAAAUCUACUUCAAGGAUAAGAAAAUCCAUGAAAAGUCACCAAGCGAGCUGAAGAUCACUUGGGAAAAACAGAACUUGACCACCAACGAAAACGCCAAUAUUCGCAUUUCCUUGUGGGGUUACCGAGAAACCACCAUACACCCCACAUUUGUGUACAUUACAGACAUAGCUGAUAACAUUCAGAACACAGGAGAGUACACCAUCGUACCUUCCCAGUACAGAGGCAAAACCAACGAAUUUCUCACAGACAUCAAAUUCGGCUUCCUACAAAUAAACUUGACAGAGUCCAUAAAAAUCAAUACCUACACCACUACUCAAAGAACAAUUGACAUCACCCCCAUAGUGUGGAGCAGACCUAUACCUCUAGGUUGGUACUUCCAGUUUCAGUGGGAGAACUUGUAUGGGAAAAAUUGGCCCAAAUACCUUUGCGACGAUUGGCUGAGGACAGACAGAUACUUGAAGAACUUCGCUCACGAGCUGCCUCAGUGCCCAUGCACUGUUGAACAGGCUCUAGCAGACAAAGGGAAAUACAUGCCUGACUUUGAUUGUGACAAGGAUACGAAUCCUGUUUGCUACUACAACAACCAAGCGUUGCAUUGCGUGAAAACAGGAUCUCCAACAGCUGAGGGAGCUGAACAGCAAUGUUGUUAUGACAAAAACGGGUACCUCAUGUUGUCCUACGACCAACAGUGGGGUUCGAGUCCUCGCAGAUGUCAUAACCUCGGCAAAAUGCCUUACAACGAAGCUACGAAAGUUCCCACUUUGUCCCAAUGGUUCAACGACGUGGUUCCCAAAUACCUCUGCUGCCUUUGGCAAGAAGAACAAGCAGUAGGUUGUGAAACUUUGAGGUUUGAAAGAAGACCAACACAGGAUUGUGUAGCCUACCAAGCUCCAGGUCUCGCUGGAGUUUACGGUGAUCCUCAUUUCAUAACUUUCGAUGAUGUUGAGUACACGUUCAACGGCAAAGGAGAAUUCGUGCUGGUGAAAUCUGUCACUAAAUCCGAUAAUCUAGAGGUCCAAGGUAGAUUUGAACAGAUGGACCAGAAUGCUUAUGGAGAGGUUAAAGCAACUCAGCUGACAUCUAUCGUGGCCAGAGGCAACAACACGAUUGCUGUUGAAGUUAGAAGAAGGCCUUUGGAUGCUAGGUGGAGAUAUAGGUUGGACGUCAUUGCUGAUAACAAACGAUUAUUUUUUGACAGGCCGUCUUUGAAGUUUCAGCAUUUCCAAGGAGUUACAAUCUACACACCAACUUACAUUUUGAACCAAUCUGAAGUCAUCAUUAUGUUUGAUAAUGGCGCUGGUGUUGAAGUUCUUGAUAAUCAAGGAUUUAUGACAGCUAGGGUCUAUUUACCAUGGACAUUUAUA